UUCAUUCCCCGUUUUUCUUUCUUUUCUUGUUCCCUCGUUUUAUUCUCAUUCCUUCUAAAUUCUUCACAAAGGAACAAUUUCCUCCCAAAGCCCUAAAUGACCGUCAAGUCUCUCCUCCGCCCAGGAAAUCACCUCCACCAUAGUCAACCUGCAUCGCUCGUCUUUGAAGCCUUUGAAAGGAAAACCUAAUCAUAAAGCACAUGCUCGUUGGCUUUCCUUUCGGUCUGUCUCCUUUCCUUGUUGACUCGCCACUUAAUUCCCAGAUAACGCCUUUCGAUCUAUUGGUUCAUCAUAUAUUGUUGAUUUAGAUCGUACAACUACUCAGCAGCAACAGCGGCGUCGAUCACCUAAUAGCGUAGCGGUGGCGGUUCUGUUGGUGAUCUAGAACACUUUGAAAACUUUUAGUAAUUACAAAAAUUACUAAUGAAAACGCACAAUGAAAGCAAGAAAUCGAAAACGCACAACGAAAGCAAGAACGGUGGGUAGCAGCAAACAACUGAAAUCGACACGUCCAAAAUGUUUGAAGGUUCCAAAAACGAUACAAGCAUCAAUCCCCGAUGUUGGGUUUCUAUGAAUUUCAAACAAUCAAUUCCAUACGCACUUCUCCAGAGUAGGGUAAGACCAAUGUAUGUUGGUGGUUGGUUCUAUUGAUGGCUAUCUUAUGAAGGAGCAAGAAAUCCAAAAGAUGCUACAUGAUGGAUCAAUUAUUUUUUAGGAUUAUCUCAUGAAAAGGUGAACCAGAAUCCAUGAAACUUUUUGGUUGUCAUAGGUAUGAACAACAUUAGUAUUCUAGGCGUAUGUGAAAGUUCUAGACUUUUUCCCUGGAGGCUUAUCGGGAUAUGGCAUCUGCACUUUCCAAGGCUGAUGGAAUUGACUAUACUGACCCUGAAGAGUUAUUGGUUGCAACAAUAAUGGAUCUUGAUGCAAUGGAUGGUAAAGGGAGUGUGUCGUUAUUGGCAAAGUGUUCAACUUCUCCUAAUAACACAAUCAAAUUCUUCUUUAAUCCAAAGACUACUGCUAAGGUUCAUGUUUUGGGCAGCACAUACCAAAACCAACUCCUCAAAAUGAUUGAUGUCGGGUGCUCUUCGAUUUGCUUAGGAGAUUGUCCUCCUGAUGCCAUUCUCCCUCACGAAGAGUGCAACAAGGCUAACAAAAUUGCAUAUUAUUCUGAAUUGCAUAAAGUUCUUAGGUGGGCCAAUGGCACCAGAGACCAUGAAGUUGGAAAGAAUGUGAGGCCUAUGAAGAAGAAGAAAAAGACCCAAUGGGAUCUACAGUCAGGCCUAUAG
Molecule: messenger RNA, 1286 nt
Organism: Lactuca saligna
Lineage: Eukaryota; Viridiplantae; Streptophyta; Magnoliopsida; Asterales; Asteraceae
Source: the annotation of a GenBank genome assembly